CUCCCAAUCACAUUUCUAAGCUUUUUAAUUCUCUCUUUCUACUUACUACAACCAAUCAAACAACCACCAUGUCUAUUCAAUCAGCUUCUUCUUUGGCUCCGUCGUCAGCGGUGGUCAUGUCUGCCCAACGAUCACCCUGGCAUUCACCUGUUCCAUACCUCUUUGGAGGCCUUGCUGCCAUGUUGGGCCUCAUUGCUUUUGCCCUCUUGAUUCUUGCAUGCUCCUACUGGAAGCUAUCCGGCUACUUGGACAACCGCCCUGACGCCGACAGGGACCUUGAAUCCGGUGACAGCGACAUCAAACCUGAUAACGCCAACGAAAAGACGCCCACGGUUUUGGAAGAAAAGUAUCUCGUGAUUAUGGCCGGAGAAGCGAAACCAACGUAUUUGGCAACACCAGUUUCCAGCAGAGCGUCGUCGUUUGGUAGUAGUGGUUGUAGCAGUUGCCGGAGCAAUUCAACGGCAUCGACGGUGGUGGAUAUAGAAGGGAGCAGUGAUGAGUUACAACAAGUAAAGAGCCUGGAAAACCAAGAUUCCGGUGACCUGCAGCUUCCUUAAUUGGUAGGGCGUUUUGCAGCUAAACAGUGCCACUGAUCACUCUCUUCUUUAUUCCCAUAUGCUUUAAAUUUAGUCCCCGGAAUUGUACAUAAAAUCCUCCAAAGAUUCUUCGGUCUUAAUAUUUAAAUUUAGUUUUUAUGAUCU
Molecule: messenger RNA, 701 nt
Organism: Cynara cardunculus var. scolymus (artichoke)
Lineage: Eukaryota; Viridiplantae; Streptophyta; Magnoliopsida; Asterales; Asteraceae
Product: protein GLUTAMINE DUMPER 2-like
Exons: 1
Coding region: 69-557 (162 amino acids)
Biological process (GO): regulation of amino acid export
Source: RefSeq, a predicted model, not a curated record